ACACAAAGCCGAAGUAAGAUUGCGUUACAUGCGUCUGCGGGCGUUCGCUUAGCAACAAUCGUAGAACACAGUUGGUGGCGAAAUAUUAAUUGGGAGAAGUUAAGAGAGGACUUUGCAUUUUUGUUGGUGCGAAACAAAAGAAGUGGAGCACCUAGUCCUGGGUUCGUCCAUAACGUGCCGCCAGCUAUUGCUUAUUCAGAGCAGCACCACCCGCCUGGACCUCCACAAAUGGCGCCGACCCAAACAACUACAGUGGUUCACGUUUCCGCCCCUGCAACUGGUCCAGGAUCUUGUCCAGUGUGUAAAAACAAGAGCUGGACCGGAACCUAUCCUUGUUGCGCCUGGUUACUCUGCUUUUUCUGUUUUCCAUGCGGGAUAAUUUGUUGCUGCUGCAUGCGCAAGAAGAAAUGCAGCAAAUGCGGGUUUACCGUGGGUUAAUACUGGCAAAGCUUUCAACUUAACUUUCAAAAUACUGUUCGAUGUAUUUUAUUAUUAGACGUACGAAGGCUUCAACUAUUUCGUUUCAAUUGCUAUCUAUGCUAUAUGGCUCCAGGUUUACAAUACGGACUUCGGAGUGUGAAAAAUAUCUCCUUAAUAUGUACGUAUGUAGGUUGAACAUUAAAUACCAAAUAUUAUUAUUCUGUUUA
Messenger RNA from Cylas formicarius (sweet potato weevil), 647 nucleotides. RefSeq names its product membrane protein BRI3-like. The transcript has 5 exons. The annotation marks the transcript as partial. NCBI's taxonomy places the organism in Eukaryota, Metazoa, Arthropoda, Insecta, Coleoptera, Brentidae. The record is from RefSeq and is a predicted model, not a curated record.